Messenger RNA from Penaeus vannamei (Pacific white shrimp), 2143 nucleotides. Lineage: Eukaryota; Metazoa; Arthropoda; Malacostraca; Decapoda; Penaeidae. The record is from RefSeq and is a predicted model, not a curated record.
AUGGAGCACUCGCAGGAGAGAGUGUGCCUGUUGCUGCCGUGGCCCCCCGCACACCCACGGCCUCCCCUGGCGCACCCGGGGGCCCCCUGGACCCCCAAAUUCUACAGGCGUGGUGGACGACGGGCGGAGUCGUGGGGAAAGUCCAUGGACUUCCUUGCUCUCUCAUCAAUCGGUUUCGCUGUGGACCUGGCUAACGUGUGGCGCUUCCCCUUCCUGUGUUACCGCAACGGUGGAGGUGCCUUCCUAUUUCCCUACUUCCUGAUCACAGUCUUCGGGGCCCCGCUCUUCUUCAUGGAGUUGGUGCUCGGCCAGUACAACCGCCAGGGACCCAUUACCGUAUGGAAAGUGUGCCCCUUGUUCAGAGGCGUUGGCUACUGUGCCGUGCUGGUGGCCUACUUCGUCAGUUUCUACUACAACGUGAUCAUCGCCUGGUCCAUCCACUUCGUCUACGCCUCCUUCAGCUACGUGCUGCCCUGGACGUCGUGCAACAACACCUGGAACACCGAUGACUGCUGGGACGGCCUCACCUCAGACGAGCCCAAGCCUAACUCUACUUCCUUGAUGUCACCCUCUGAGGAGUACUUCAAUUACGUGGUGCUACAGAUGGACAAGAGCGACGGGAUAGACGACCUCGGACCGCCCCAGCCAAGCCUCGUCAUCUGCGGCCUCAUCACUCUCAUCCUUUACCUGUCGCUCUUCAAGGGAGUCAAAUCCUCAGGCAAAGUGGUAUGGGUGACCGCGACGAUGCCCUACGUGAUCAUGACCGUGCUGCUGAUUCGAGGGGCGUUGCUCCCCGGGGCUGCUGACGGCCUCCUGUACUACAUCAAGCCGUCUAUCUCGGCCCUCUCCAAGCCGCAGGUGUGGUACGAGGCAGCUCAACAGGUGUUCUUCUCGGUUGGCGCUGGCUUCGGCGUCCAUCUGUCUUACGCCUCUUACAACAACUUCAACAACAACUGUUACCGCGACUGCCUCAUCACCAGUCUCGUCAACGCAUUCACGAGCUUCUACUCCGGCCUCGUCAUCUUCACGUAUCUUGGCUACAUGGCCUUCAAGCAGAAGACAGACAUCGGGACAGUGGCCACGGACGGUCCCGGUCUGGUGUUCCAGGUCUACCCCGAGGCCGUGGCGACGCUCCCUGGCUCGCAGUUCUGGUCGUGUCUCUUCUUCCUUAUGCUGAUCUCCCUCGGUCUCGACUCUGGGAUGGGCGGUUGGAGUGGCGUGAUCACCGGAAUGAUGGACGAACUUGCGCCUAACCUUCCGGAUGGAAGACCAUAAGGAGAGAGUUCUUGCACCGCCUUGGUCGUCACGUCGUCCUUCCUCGUGUCUAUUUUGCUAAUCUGUCUAGGCGGAAUGUACGUGUUUCACUGGCUGGACACGUAUGCUGCUGGAAUAUCGCUUCUAUGCUCAGCCCUAUUCGAGGCCGUUGCUGUUCCUGGACUGCGACGGUUUAGUGCAGACAUCCAACACAUGCUCGGGUUUCGCCCCAUGCUCUACUGGCGAGUCUGCUGGAAGUUCGUGUCUCCGCUCUUCAUCCUUAUCACGAUCGUCAUCGGACUUCAAUCACAAGCCUCCAGCAAACUCGAGUACCACGGCCCAAUACACUACACUUACCCUGCCUGGUCUGAGUCGGUAGGCUGGCUCAUCACCUCGACCUCGAUGUGUAUGAUUCCCCUGUGGAUGAUCAUUACCAUCUGUCGCCAACCAGGGAAUCUCCGGCAGAAACUGUUGCUGAGCAUCACGCCGGAAGCUGAACACCAUAAAAUCCUGGAGACAGGGGAAACUCCUAGUUUCGACUGGAAGCACUGGUUACACGUCUGAGUUCGCUGUCUCGCCUUUACUCACGUGUGACUGCCAAUAACACUUUCACUUACAAACACAAUCCACACUUAGAAAUAUACGGUGGUAUUAUACACAGGAACUCCAACACACGCGCACACGUUAAAAUGCACUGAAACACAAACAUGACGAUGCUAAUUUUACGUUUUUUUCGGGGAUCUACUCAUAUGCUAAUAUUCCCCGAAAAAAGCUCUGAUCACGACUUGGAUAUCUAGGAAACAAUUAAACAUUCCACAAUAUACGUAUCCCAACCUAAUAUGCACGAAUGUGUGUAUGAAUUCUGUCUUACCGCGAGGAAACAAGCGUU